Messenger RNA from Oryzias latipes (Japanese medaka), 3090 nucleotides. RefSeq lists its product as uncharacterized. Lineage: Eukaryota; Metazoa; Chordata; Actinopteri; Beloniformes; Adrianichthyidae. The record is from RefSeq and is a predicted model, not a curated record.
ACUAACAGUUUAGCAGCGUUAGCUUACCUUGUGUUGAGUGGACGGAGAUGUUUUGGCAAAACCUUUGUGAGGUUUGUAAGGAGAUAUAUAGCGAUACAUUGUUCGAUUGCGAACAAAAUUUCUUGUCGUAAAUGAAUGAAGAAGUGUUGAACGGAAAGACAACGUGGAUUGCUGUGAUUGUGAGACUAGCAGAUGAUCGAUCGGAGCUGCAGUGAAGAGGACGGCGGUGUUUGUGGGAGUUGGAGCUAAAGAUCGGAGCAGGAACCAUGUCUUCAGAACCUCAGGAAGGUUCUGUCAGAGAACAACUUUCUGCUGCUGAAGGAACCAUCCUCCAGAACGAGGAGGAGCUCUGUCGUCAGCGCAGACUGCUGGAUAUCAGCUGGAACCCGCAGCUUCAGCUACACAUUGCAGUCCUCCCCCAGCACUGGGUGACUGAAGAGGAAGAUGUCUGCAACCAGCAGAGGAACUUCAGAGUGGAACAGGAAGAACCAGAACCUCCACAGAUUAAAGAGGAACUGCAGGAUCCAGAACCUCCACAGAUCAAAGAGGAACAGGAGGAACCAGAACCUCCACAGAUUAAAGACGAACAGGAGGAACCAGAACCCCCACAGAUUAAAGAGGAAACAGACGAACUCUUCAUCAGUCAAGAUGAAGAGCAGCUUGAUCUGAAGCAGGAGACUGAUACCUUGAUGGAGAUUCCUACUUAUGAGGAAGAUGAGAACAGUGAAGCAGAUCUAAACAAUCAACAGAGCUUUGAUGUACCUAAAAGUCAGGAUGAAGAAGGAAACCAACAUGAAGAAUCAACAUCAACUACAGAUGAAGAGACAGACCCACAGGACAGAGAUCAGAGGAAGAGAAGAGACAGAAGUCAUGCCAGAACUGUGGACAGCUCUCACAUGUUAGAGGGCUGAGGAAGACGUCCUGCAGAUGAAGCUUCACACGUGACCACCUGCUCUCUGCUCCUGAUCCAUGUCUUCAUCUCACUCCUGCUGUUCACAUCCAAACAGAUCUUCAGGCUGAAGCUUUAAAUCUGGAUCUUCAACUUCAUGUUGAUGAAGAGUGAAGGAAGUCGGUUGGAUUCUUUGAUGCUCUAAUGUCUUUUGGAUUCAGGAUGAGUUCUUGUAGAUUUAGAAAAACCACCAUGAUGAUCAUGCUUGAAGACUUUCAAAAUAAGAGACUUGCAAACACGACAAUCACUGCUGGAGGAUAAAUACAUUUAAUAAUUAUUAUCUGUAAAUAAAUAAUAUUUAUCAAUAAAUCCUUGAUUCUAAAUGAUUGAUCUAAAGUUUAAAGGAAAAUAAGUAAAAGUGCCUUCUCAGCACAGGCACAGAUGAUUUCCUGGAAAGAAGAAAACCUCAAACAUCAUGAUGUGAUCUGGAACUGAGCUGUUCUUCAGAAGAUCCUCCCAAACAUGGAAACUGUUGCUGCAACACGUGAAGGUUUGGUUCUGUUGCUAGUGAGAUCUGAUGGAUCAGAACCAGACUUCUGUCAGCUGGAACUGUGGCUUCUUCCAGACCAUGUGACCUCAUGGAGAAAGUUCCAACAUGGUUUCAAGGAAAUGUAGAGGUUUUCCAGGAAACGUUGCUGCAGUUCCUCCGUCUCAUCAAAUGAGAGAUUUCUCUGCACUAAAGAAGAAAAUCUUCCAGAACAGCUUCAAGCUGCAGAAAAACUGUUUCCAUCAUUCCGAAACAAACUGUUUCAAAAAAGGAAAACAGAAACGUUGCUAGAAGCUGCAGAUGCAGUUACAACAAACAGCUAGUAACAGUUUAUUUGGGAAUAUGUUCUGUCUCUGACCAUGAAGGGACUUGAACCCUCAAUCUUCUGAUCCGAAGUCAGACGCCUUGUCCAUUAGGCCACAUGGUCAGUCAUAAUGUCGUUGUCCAGCUGCAGGUGGAGGACAGCAUCAUCCAGCUGAAGAAGAGGAGGAGCUUCAGCUGCCUCUAAGAGGAAGGUGGAGGAGGUGAGAGGCUGCACUGGAGCUUUGGACCAAACCCUGUGAUGGACUCACAAUAUCUCCAGGCUGUUUCCAGCAUCACUGUUUCAUCUGAAGAAGCUCCAGGCUGAAAGCUGCAGCAGCUGCAAACAUCUGGACUUCCUGCUGCAGCUGGAACUGCUGAAGAAUUGGAAUGACAGAGUUGUGGAGGUUUAGUGGAUGAACUUCUUGUAGGUCCUGCUUGGUUCCGGUUGUUGCUGGUGGUGGAAAGAGCUCCUGCAGACCUCUUUGCUGUUGGAAGGAUCUUCUGUCUGCAGACUCUCUGAUUCUUCAGCAGGAGGCGCUGCAGUGUGGUCCUCCUCAUGAGUCCUGAAGCUGCCCCGUCAACUGCAGAGCUUCAGAGCUGCUUCUUCUCAGACCACUUUAUUUGGCUCUCUGGCUCUGAUGCUGCUGCAGAAAAUGAUGAAGCUCUGACAAACUGCUGGAGCUGCUGGAAAACGCAGAGUCUCUUCUUUCAGCAGCUUCUGACAACAGAAGUUGCAGUCUACAACAGUUGUUUCAGUCACACAUUAAUGUUCCAGUCUCACUCAACACAAACUCCUGUCCUUCAUCAGCCGUUGUCAUGGAAACCAGCUGACUCCAGCAGCUUCAGAAGCUCCCGGGAUGAGGCAGGAGGGACGUUGUUGGAAAACAAAAACUUUUCAUCAUCCCUGAAACCUGAAGAAGAUGAGGAGUUCUGAGCGUCUUUUCUGAGCCUUUCAUGAGGAUCUGUCAGCUUACUGACUUUACUGACUGAAACAGUCAGUUCAGUUUGGAUUGAAACAGUGAAUUUUCCUCCUGACUCUCCUGCUGAUCUGGAGGUGGAUUUCAGACCAAUGACUCUCAUGGUUCAGUGGAAACAUGUUGGUCUGAACUCAAAACCCUCAGAGGAAACAUUUGAUCCAGUCAAAGCAGGAAUUAGCCUGUGGCAGAAAUCUCUGUCAUGUUAUCGGCUGUCUAAAGUCUGUUCUUCAGAAUCUUCUCAGGAUGAUGGAAACCAGAGGAUUCCUGCUGCUGAAACUUAUGGAAAGCCGUUCUUCAGAACAGGAGGUUCUCUAGAGGAGGGUCUAGAUGACCCAACUCUCAAGUGCCUAGGGUAGCACAAAGGUUGCGAAAAC